GUUGAGGGGCGUCUCAGUGAUCUGGCUUCAGUUUCCCAUCUGUAUGCUUCUUAGGUAUUGUGUGGUUGUUUCAGCGACCAGAGAGCACCUGUAGCGCAUGACGGAGCAGCGUCCUACACGUUUCGGCGGCCUUUCGUUGUGUCACAGCCUCGUGACGGCAGCCGACAGCCGGCAUGCGGCUUCUCCAGCGGUCGCUCGAGCGUUCGCCCACGAGGGUGCGAAUGGAGAUCCGUCCGUCAGGCGGCCAAGCUAAUGGAAAAACCGCGCAGCCGUCAAGGAAACCCCGACGCUCGCAUGCGAAACUGCUUUUCGCGCCAUCGGAGCGCGCGACGUCGCCGUCGCGCGUAUCCGCCGCGUCUACGUUUACAUCCACGUCUACGUCUACGUUUGCGUCCGACUCUCGCCCUAGCACGGAGGGAGCGGCUCCAAUUUCGUCGAUCACGACAGUGUCCAUGUUACCAGUUAGGACCGCUAGGGACAGCGCUGUGAGCUUUAGUCGAGCCGCCUUGCCGCCGUCUCCGAAGCAGCAGCCGCCGAAUGCGGCAAACGAUUUAGCGACAGUUCCUCCCGAACCUGCUUCUCAGGUUCGGGCAUCGGCGUUGGGGGCAGGUUCGGCAGUAGUCGAUACCAGACCCACGUCUGGAGAUGGGGCCGAGGCGAUUAAAGAUCUAUUUGGUCCGCCAGUCCUCUGCUGGGAGCGCGUGGGCGGAGCGACUAAGGCGUAUGUGGCGAAUGAGGGCCGCGGGGGCGGAACGGAAGGCGCGGAGGGCGAGGGGCGGGGGCGCAAGGGGCGGCGACGGAGGGCGUUUCUGAUCGAAGAUGUCGGGGAGCGCGCAGACGCGGUUAUGGAGCUGGCCGACUUCUUCAAGACAAAUUUUCUGCCCGAGGGGUUUCCUGACAGCGUGGCUCCGUCGUUCGUGCCGUACAUGCGAUGGCGCGCACUGCAGUAUUUCUUUGGGGGAGCCAUGGGCGUCUUUACCACCAGGUCGCUGCUGCACGCCUUGGGAGUGUCGCGCGGCGCUGCGGGCGGGAGCGCGGCCAGCGCGCUGGCGGUGAACUGGGUGCUCAAGGACGGCGCGGGGCGGCUGGGGAAGAUGCUGUUCGCGCGGCACGGCAAGCGAUUCGACUGCGAUUUGAAGCAGAUGCGAUUUCUCAGCAACAUGCUUUUGGACUUCGGCUGCUGUGUGGAGCUCUGCACCAUGGCCGCGCCCAAGCUGUUCCUGCCGCUGGCAUGUGUGGCCAACGUCUUCAAGAACAUCGGUGCAGUCACCAACACAUCAACCCGAGCGCCCAUCUACAAGGCGUUUGCACGGCGGGAGAACAUUGGGGACAUCACAGCCAAGGGGGAGAGCAUCAGCAACCUGGCGGACCUGAUGGGCACAGGAGCGGGCAUCCUUAUAGCGAGGAACAACCCUCCCCUGGCUGCGACCUUCGCUCUCCUCUCCUGCGGCUACCUCUUUGCAUCCUUCAAUGAGGUCAAAUCCGUGCAAGUACCAACGCUCAACCGCGCUCGCUUCGCCGUGGCGGUCCGCUCCUUCCUGGAAACGGGCCAGGUGCCUUCCCUGGCAGAGGCCAACGCCAGGGAGCGCAUCCUGGUGCUGCCGUGGGCCGUGGACCGGCCCCUUGAACUGGGAGCACGCGUGGCGGACGCGUUCAGAAGCCCCUCUGACCUGCGCUCGUCUCAACACAUCUUCAAGGACGAGCAGUACAUAGUGACAUACCGCCCCAGCCACCGCCGGGCGUAUGUGGUGCUGAAAGAGGGCGCCAAGUCCAGAGACGUGGUGCGGGCGGCCUUCCAGACGCACGUGCUGCUGCACCUGCUGCACCAAUGGCGCCAGGACACCUGCCAGCAGCCGCUGCUGAGUCACCAGCUCUCACCAGACACGUCCCUCAAGUCCCUCGACCUCUCUCCGAAAGACUCGUCCACAACCCUCCUCAAAAACCUAAGUCCAGACAGCCUUAGCCCGACAGCCCUCAGCAGCAGCAGCCCCGGGCAGUGGGGGCCCAAGGAAAUCAGCCCCAAGGGGCCGAGGGCAUGGCAGAGAUCCCUUACCUCAGCAGAGGUGGAGCGAGCGGUAGCAGAAAGCCUGCAUCUGACCAAGAGCCUGUUUGGGCGGUUUGAGGAGAGGGCUGCGGGCGAGGGGUGGACCAUGGCUGACUCCCUGCUCAACCCGGGGAAGUCUCGCGUGCUCUCGGCGCCCCCGCCUGGAGUUACUGCUGCUGCAAAUGCUCUGGUGUCGCACUCUGCUGCUGCUGCUUCCGCACCAACUGCUGCUGCUGGGGGUGGUGGGGAGGGUGGGGCUUGUGCUGGGGCGGGGCCUGCUGGUGGUGUCAGCUUUGGUGGCGCACCUGAUGCUGUUACUGCUCCGCUCACUCAGCCUCCGCUUGCUGCCUCUGGGAGGGUUGCGCUGGAGCCUUUUGCAGGUGCUGCUGCUUGAAAUUACUUAUGAGUUGACUGGAAAGUCAGCUUGUUGCUGCUCCUUAGCCUCUUGAAGGAUGAAGCUGGAGCCGUUUGCCGGUGCUGCUGCCUGAAACGACUUCGGAGCUUAGUUGACUCACGAGUCAGCGCGUCCUCAGCGCGUUGCUGCUCCGCUCUCUCUGCCUCCGCUCGCUGCCUCUGGGAUGGUUGCUCUGGAUCCCCUUCCGGGUACUGCUAGUAGCUUGUAGCCUACGUUACUAGGUACUGGCGCUGCUGCAGCUGGUGGUGGUGAUUGUGGUAGACAGAGUGCUGUGACAGUAGUGGUAAUUGUGCCACUACUAAUGAAUUUGAAAGGGUUUGUGGGUGUUGGGGUGGUUGGGAAUUCCCUGCACUUGUGCUGCUGCACAUGCAUGUUUGUGGCACAACCUGCCCGAGAAGGGUUAGUGGUGCAAGCAAGCACAUGUUAUUAAGUAAAUUUUAGUUAUUGGA
Messenger RNA from Closterium sp. NIES-67, 2908 nucleotides. NCBI's taxonomy places the organism in Eukaryota, Viridiplantae, Streptophyta, Zygnematophyceae, Desmidiales, Closteriaceae. The record is from the annotation of a GenBank genome assembly.